This is a messenger RNA of Aegilops tauschii subsp. strangulata, 4377 nucleotides long. RefSeq lists its product as uncharacterized. NCBI's taxonomy places the organism in Eukaryota, Viridiplantae, Streptophyta, Magnoliopsida, Poales, Poaceae. Gene Ontology annotation, cellular component: nucleus; condensin complex. Gene Ontology annotation, biological process: mitotic sister chromatid segregation. The record is from RefSeq and is a predicted model, not a curated record.
CCCCAAAUCUGUCGACCUCCCUCCGUUCCAUUUCAAACCCCACCAGAAAAUCUCACCCCACAUCCGCAAUGCCGCCCGUGCGCCGCCGCCGCCGCACCACCCCGGCUGCCGCCGCCGACGGGUCUGCCCCCUCCUCUUCCGCCGACCUCCUCGCCCUGGCCGCCGCCCUCCUCCCCACUCCCACCGCCGCCGCAGCUCUCAAGACCCCUCCGCACCUCAAGCACACCGUCCACUCCCUCCCCGACUCCCACCCGGUCCUCCUCUCCCUCCCGCAAACCCUAGCCCAAGCCCUCUCCCCCGACCCGGACCCCGGCUCCGUCUCCCCCCGCGCCGCCGCCGCCGUCCUCCUCCACCUCCUCCUCACCCACCCCUCCCACCCGCCGCGAUGGGACGACCUUCUCCGCCCGCUCGCGCUCCUCCACGACCGCCUGGCGCUCCUCGCCACCGAGGACCCGCCCGUCGCCGCGCUCGCCGCCUCCUGCUUCGAGCUCGCCUGGCGCGCCGGGGCCCCGGGGCGCGACGCGCUCGUCGCCCAGACCCUGCCGUACCUCUUCUCCCAGGCGCUCACCUCCGGCUCCAACGCCAGGCCGCUCCUCCGCCGCCUCUUCGCCCUCCGCGAGGCGCUGCAUCUGCUCGACUACACCGAUGAGAGCAUCUCGGACUUCAAGGUGCUCCUGCUGCGCUGCUUCGUGUCCCCCCACUUCCUCAAGGCCGAGGAAGGGAGGAAGCUCCUCGCGCUGGUGCUCGGGGUCAGCGAGGGGCUCGCCAGGGAGGGGCUGGAGUUCAUAAGGGCCCAGGUGGGGAUGAUGCGAGGGAGGCGGGCGGCCGUGGUCGCCUACGGCGAGGUGGUGUUCAGAGCGUGGAAGGACGGAGGGUGGGUCAGAGGGGAGAUUGGGGAAGGGUUUCUGCAGGGGAUGGUCGAGGCAGCAGUCCAUGCCGCUGACAAGGAGGUGGCUAAGGCUGCCAGGAGGAUAAUUUGGGCCUUCGUCGAGCAGAAGGCAGUGGCUGGAGUUGAAAAGCUGGUGUUCAGGCUUUCCGAGCCUGUGCUGUUCCGGUCAUUGCAGGUUGCAAACUCUAAUGUUCGCCGUAAUGCUUUACAUCUUCUACUGGAUUUAUUUCCCCUUGAAGACCCAGAUGUGACAAAGGAUGUCAAUGAUCCUCUGUUAGAGAAGCAGUUCUUCCUUCUAGACAAACUUCUCAUGGAUGACUGCCCAGAAAUACGGGCAGUCACAGUUGAAGGAAUUUGCCGUAUUCUUAACCAGUUUUGGGAAGUUAUUCCAUCGCCAACCAUUUCAAAAAAAUUGAGUAAAAUUGUUGAUGACAUGUCCAAAGAUUCUUGCAACGAAGUUCGUCUAUCAACAGUGAAUGGUCUGAUAUACUUGCUUGACAAUCCACAAAGUCAUGACAUACUGAAAGUGCUACUUCCAAGAUUAAGCGAUAUGGUUUCUGAUCCUGCUUUAUCUGUCAGAGCUGCUGCUGUAGAUCUCCUGUUAGCUAUUCGUGAUCUUCGAUCUUUCCAGUACAAUAAGGUUGUUGGUUUGGGUACUCUAUUAUCUUCACUUGCAGAUGAUCAUCCCCGUGUUGCUAAAAAAAUCACAGAGCUUCUCAUUCCUUCUUACUUUCCAUCUAAGUUGCCUUUGAAAGAAGCAUGUGCUCGCUGCAUUGCACUGAUAAAGAGAUCGCCGGCAGCUGGGGCAAGGUUUUGUGAAUUUGCUCUGUCUGAAGGAUCAUCCCCGCGGUCUCUUGUUGAGUUUAUCAAAGUCUCUAUUACUCUGGCAUUGUCACCAUCAGGAUUGAACUUAGCGCAGACUGAUGGUCUUGUUAUUGCUUCCGCCAAACUAAUAAAAAGCUUAUCUGAUGAAGGCUCUAGUUUGGUUGCUUUGAGAGAGUACUUUGCAAAUGCUAAACUGAAGCUGCUCUUUAAAACUGCAGUUUCUGAUGGUGCCCAGGCUGCUCUUCUCAGCAUGGUGCCAGCGAUAUCACCUGACGAUCUAUGUGUGUUACACAUCGAAUGCAUGAACAUAAUUGUGAAUGCUGCUGUGACUUCCAAGCAGGAAGAAUGUCAAGAAGCAUUGCUGGCAGCGCAUAAGUUGGUACAUUUGAGUGGCCGGUCUGAUGAAAUGUUUGAAGAAUUGACUAAUAUUUUGCAAUCUAAAGCCUCUUAUUUUUCUGGGAUGUAUGGACUUGAACCUCCAUCGUGCCCUGUGGCAUCUACAAAGAGGAAGAAAGGGAAGUUGCUUAAGAAAACGCCAGCAAGAUCUGACGAUGUGGAUGGAAAUAGGUCAUCCACAUCAGGAAUCCUGAGUAAUGAAGAACUUACUGCUGUAGGGGGAGCAGCAUGGCAGCUCAAUGAAAUACUAAAAGCAGAGGAAAUGAGAGCUGCUUUUCUGCAAUCUUAUGCAGAAAUUGCAUUUUCUUCUCUGAAGGUCAUUUCUCAAGUGUACAUUGAGCAAUGCCUACAUUUUGAAUCUCUAGACCUCUCUCCAGUGUUUGCUUAUUUGAGUUUGGCUACAUAUAGUGCUCUUCAGGAUGUUGAUCAAACAGACAUGAGCUGCUCUGAGUCGACAAUUGUCAACCAGUCAUUGGACCAUCUGCUGAGAUGCUAUGACAGAUUUGUAAAUGGAUCUGUUACUGUUUCCACUGACUCAACGUCAACAUUGAACAAGAAUAAGAAAUCUGCAGAACAUGAACAUCAGCAGCAUGUCACCCCUGAAGCAUCUUGUGCAGGAAGUCCAGCAGAAGGCACAAUAAAUGUGAUUAUGCUUGGCACUUCAAUUCUCAAGUUCAUUGUUGAUUCGACAACCAUCAAGCUGGUCAAUGAGAGUAAAGUAAGAUGUGUGGGAUUUGCAUCAUCUUACACAAAAUAUGCAGUGUCAGCCAUGAAAAGGCACAGUGAGGGCUCAUCUUUUAAUGGGGACGAUCUGAAAGACAUACUGAUCCUUACACGAAGCUCCUUCACUUACGCAGCCAAGCUGCUUCAUUUGGUGCUAGCAAGCUCAAGCGAGUCGUCGAGUCCCCCAGAGGAGGCCUUCCUCCUCGCAAAUAAUCUUCUUGAUCUUGUACCUGCUGUCGAAUCAUUUGCAGGCCCGAGAUUUGCUCUCACAUUAGUUUCAGUUGUAAAACAGUGGCUGCCAGUCCUGAUAUUGGGCCUUGGAUGCCGCUGGUUGAUUGGGCUAGAAAGUGAGAUGGCUAACAAGACGUGCAACUUAGGUGACCCUGACUUACCACUGUGGGUUGCUGCUCUGGCCAAAAACGAGCUGCUUGAGGCUGAGGAACCUAGGGAGGAUGAUCAGAGCGAGCAUGAGCAGGAUGUGUCACCGUCAUCCAGAAAGCUAGCAGAAAUGAUGGUGACCCUGCUGAGGAAAGGAAGCCCUAAAAUCCUGGAUUCUGUGGGUGGCAUUUUGCUUUCCAACCUCCAGUUGGCGCUGCAGAGAGCGGAGCAUGGCAUCGUCUUAGGCUUGGCACGCUUUGCUUGUGACAAGCUGCUUGGGAGCAGCAGCAGCAGCAGCAGCUCGUCAGCCUCUAAGAACCUGCAGCUCACUCAUGAUUCUCUGCGCGAGAGCUUCUUUGAGAUUGACAGGCAUUGCAAGGAGGAUGGCAGAGUUGACGAUGAAUGUUCGAGGCAGCAGCUGGAGAGUGCAAAAGUAUUGAUAUCGUCAGUACUCCCCUAUGAUGCAUGCAGUCAGACGAGCUGACUGAUGCCAUGGGAAGUUUGUUGAUCUGGUUUCUUGAUUCGGUUUCUGUGUACAUAUAUGGCAGUUUGUUUCUUGAUUUGAGACCCAGCUAUCCUUUUCACUUCGCUGCAGUUUGGGAAAGCGAAUGUGCAGUGCGCUGUACGCAAAGUAUUUCGCAGCAGUACCCUAGCUCCUUGUGUGUUUAACACUCCAUAUUACCUUCAUCUUUGAAAAGUGCUAUGACAAUGGGAUUAUCAGGGAUCAAAACACGAAGGAGCCUGGCGGGCCAAGACAAGCUAUAAAUAAGCCUCAAGACCAAAGGAAAAGGGGCAGCUUCUACUUCAAGUGCCAAUACAACGGAAUCGAAGUCCUAGUUUUAGCCUAGAUUAGAUUCGAUCUAAGACAUUCCAUCGAGAUCAACCACCUUGAAACUCAGCGACUCCACAUUGAAGUCCUCUGUGUCCAUCUGAUAACUUGAAACUCAGCGACUCCACAUUGAAGUCCUCUGUGUCCAUCUGAUAACUUGAAGUUACGUCCCACUGUCAUACAAAUCGACGCAAGUUAUUGUACAGUUGUUCGGAUACUUUGCGGAACACCAUCGACGAAAGGGGACCUUGCUUUCAUGCUUGUAUGUUGACAACAUGGUCGUCUUUGUGGCACCGAUUAAGCAAUAUAUUGGUAACCUUGCAGCUUUAUUGAGAAA